UUGGGACAAAAAUAAGUGAUACACCAAAAAAAAAAAACCCAACUACUGUGAUUAAAUGACACUUAAGAACAUAUGUCACAUCUCGACAGUGGAUUUUUUUUGUUUAGUUAUUAGUGUAGCAGGUGGUUUUUGUGUUGUUUAAGAAGACACAAACGCCGGUUUAAAUGGUUACUAGUCAAUUCGUACCAGUCAUUUCGUACUAUCCAUUUCGUAACCGUACUCCAUAGAGUCGGACUAGUUUAUUUUAAUUUCGUACCAUAGUGCAUUGGUCAUUUCGUACCACAGUCAUUUCGUAUCUACUUUUUACCAUCAUGUACUAUAAUGUUUGGUCAUUUCGUACCAUACGUCCAUAGUGAUUUCGUACUCGAUAUCUUAUUUUUGUCAUGGUAUGUCACUUCUUAAUUUUAUUGUUGACAAAUAAACGUUGACAUGUAAAAAUACCUUGUAAAGUGAGCAAAGGUUUAAAUGAAUAAGAGAAGUAAAUUAACGAUGAAAUGUGUUUCAGUGGCAAUUAACUCUAUUGAAUUCACUUUUCUGAACAUAUGUAUAUUGCCACAUGAAGGUGAUAGUCUAUUUUUAAGACGAACUGACUAGUAACGCAUCUUAUAUAGGCCUACGUCCUUGGCCCACUGUCGACAGAUUCUCUGCCUAUGCCUGCCUUAUUGCUUUUUGAUAAACAAUCGUUAUAAUCAACAGUCACAUCAGUAUCGAUGUAGAAUAUCACUGUGUGGUCUAGUCUAUGAUUAAGCAUAACAAAAUAUAUACGAUCUUGAAAUAAUUAUAACUUUAUUUCACAAUUUCAUAAUAAAACACAGCACUAUACUCAAGCUACAAUUAAGACACUUUUGAAAUCAACAGUUUACUAUCUAUCAUUCAACUAAACUGCACAAUAAAUGAUUACGGUAUGAAAUGACCAAGGUACGAAAUGACUGAAUGGAAAUGGUACAAAAUAACCAUGUUACGAAAUGACUUGGGUACAAAAUGACAAAAUAACUAUGGUACGAAAUGACCAGGGUACAAAAUAACUUGGGUACAAAAUGGUAAAAUUGGGUACGAAAUGACUAUGGUACGAAUUGACUGGUUACCAUUCAAAUGAUGCUUGAUUUAUUCCAGCAACACAGUAGCAAGUACUUGAAGUAGUUCACCAAGAAGAUGAAUAAGCAAGAUGAGCUCAGCUGUCUUGAAAUCUUCCCCUUGUUGAUUCCUCAAGAUAAUGAGAGACUGGUUUAUGAUGGCUUCGUUCACACUGGAGGUAAGGAUUUGAGACUAUGUAUAUGUCUUCCGUCUUCAGGAAACCUGUCAGAUGCAACAGUGAAAUGUGAAUGGAGACUAGCUCAAAUUCUUUCACGACAUUCAGCCAUCUUAAAACAGAGAUUAUCACAAGCUGCCGAUUUGCCUUCAUUUCUACAAGAUCUAAAAAAUUUGCUGGAUCAACAGCCCCAUCAGAAUGCACAACUUCAAACUGAGACUUCAGUUGUUUGCAGUCAGCUCAUCUCAGAGAUAGAAAAUAUUGGAUGGGACAAAUUGUUAUCAGUGGAUUCAACUUUUCAGAAUAUAUCUCUACAGCUACGAGACAAAGCUGAGAGAAGUCAUAUCAUCAAGAUCCGUCUUAGUUCCAAGCAUCCAGCUGAUGCCCCUGUGAUUUCCACCAACCUGCCUAACAAAUUUGAUUUUCAUUGGAAUUCAAAGAGCACGUUACGACAUGUUGUUGACCAGUUCCAGGAAGUGAUCUCCAAAUACCUGGACUUUUGGGAUAACAUGGACGAGAUUGAUAAAAACACGUGGGUGUUGGAGCCAGAGCAACCAAACUGUGCAGCUGUCCACCGCAGAAUUGCACUAGAUUCAAAUGCAUCUCUACAAAUAGUUGUUGAUCCACAUCAUCCUCGCAUGCUCCCAGAAUGUAGAUUUCUUGGCGCGGAUCAAGUGGUAAAUCCAUUAAGAGAAAAGCUGAACAGCAACCUGCACCUAUGGGAUGUGGAGUCAUCAUUGUUGAGUAAUCUGGAGAAGCUGCUCGAUAGGAGUUUUCCAUCUCCGUCUAACUCUAAGAAAGAGGAAUUCAGCAUGGAGUGUGGUAUCUGCUAUGCAUACAGACUUGAACGUGAAAUUCCUGACAAGGUUUGUGAUGAUUCCCGGUGUGGCCAGCCAUUCCACAGGAGUUGUCUGUAUGAGUGGUUAAGAGUACUUCCAUCCAGUCGACAAAGUUUCAAUAUGAUAUUUGGAGAGUGUCCAUUCUGUGGCAAGUCUAUUACUGUUAAAACGACUGUCCAAGGUUGACAUUCAAAGCUUAUACCGGCUAUGGAGGACUGAAACUGCAAGGAAACAUUCUGUGGAUGAUUGUUAAUGUUAAAAUGCUAAAAAUCACAGUUUAAUGGACUGUACUGGAUUAGCAGUGCUGCCAUCACAAUGAUCCUGAAAAUCACUGGUUGAUAGUGCAAGAUACAACAAAAGCUGAAGAUCACUGUUUGACAGUGCAAGAUACCACAAAGGCUGAAGAUCACUGUUUGACAGUGCAAGAUAUCACAAAGGCUGAAAAUUACUGACAGUGCAAGAUAUCACAAAGCUUGUGGUGGAUCCAAGAAAUUUGGAAAGAGAGGAGGGGAUAUUUUUGGUAAAUUCUUCCUGAAGUUGGGGGAUCCAUGUUGAGAAUACAAGACCAAGUGGCAAUGUGUGCCAGGGGCUCUUGUCCUCAUCAGUCUUAUCAUUUACAAGCUGAAUGAGUUUAAUGUUGCCAGUGAUAACUGCUGGGAUGAAUGAAAUAAGGGAACUCGUGGAAUUGUACACUAAAUUUAAUUUACUACUAGCGUAGUAAUGUCAAAUUGUAAUGUGGAAUUGAAUGUCAAUAGUGUUGAAUUGCUGCUAGUAAGAGUUGACUUCUGGCAAUGGAUUGAGGGUUUUGGUUGCAGUCACUAAUUACUGUUGCUACAUGUAUUAGUGUGAUCCCUAAUUUCUUCCCAGCAGUACAUUAUAAACAUGAAUAUAAAAUUGAUGUAUAAAAUUAUGUCAACAAAUAAAAUUGCUCUCUAGGCUGGAAUACCUGAAGGUCUUGUGUGUCAGCAUCAUAAAUGCAUUCAUUUGGGGGACAUGAUAAUUACCCAAUGUUGUGUUUCCGGAGAGACCUUCAAUGCAGUUACCACUUAAGUAAGAGUGGGUGGCUAUCAAAUUUUAAAGAAAAAGUUGUAAAAUGUUUUUUGACUACUAACCAUAGUUUAACUUAGGACAUUCUGAAUUAAAGUUUGAAAAAUGUUAUUUUAUAUACAUGACAUUAAAAAUUAUUUGGUUAA
Molecule: messenger RNA, 3281 nt
Organism: Gigantopelta aegis
Lineage: Eukaryota; Metazoa; Mollusca; Gastropoda; Neomphalida; Peltospiridae
Product: E3 ubiquitin-protein ligase FANCL-like
Exons: 14
Coding region: 1153-2274 (373 amino acids)
Biological process (GO): interstrand cross-link repair; protein monoubiquitination
Cellular component (GO): nucleus; Fanconi anaemia nuclear complex
Molecular function (GO): ubiquitin protein ligase activity
Source: RefSeq, a predicted model, not a curated record